Molecule: messenger RNA, 4924 nt
Organism: Physcomitrium patens
Lineage: Eukaryota; Viridiplantae; Streptophyta; Bryopsida; Funariales; Funariaceae
Product: BTB/POZ domain-containing protein At5g48130
Molecular function (GO): protein binding
Source: RefSeq, a predicted model, not a curated record
UGUGCACGUCGGAGGCGAUGACCGCGGCUCGUCGUCCCCUGGGGAGGGCAAGCGAUGGGUGGAUGUGGGGCUCGUAGCGCAACCGAAGCUUAGCUCCAUGGCACGAGGCGAAGAGUGUGAGCGAAAUUUUAUGUUUCUCAUAGUGCAGAGAAUCCAAUGAACCCGGUUGGGGUCGAAGUCCCAAGUGAGUGGGUAUCUGCGCCGCGUGAAUUCUGUCGGUCCAUUUGCUACGUCGUCAGUCGAAAGGGAGUUGCCUACUGAGUGGGAUGAACAAGCGCGCACAAAUUCCCAUGCACACUUAGUGUAUCUGUGCCUGAAACUGUGUGCUGCGAUCUUCACAUCCACACAUCCCUGAGAAUGAGUGUGGGGAUAAGAAGGCAUCGGCCUAAAUAACUUACCCCACAGCGUGAUAACUUGUUAUUGCUCAAGUGUGCUGGAGCUAUUAAAGCGUUGCACAUCUGGGGUUAGCUGAUGUUUACGAUAUCUACCCAGCUCGGACGAUGUUUACGAUGCGUCACUGGAAGUGCCCAUCGCAGACCAGCAUUGAAACGGAAAGGCGGCCUCAUGUCAGAUCGGUGCGAGACAAACGCACCGUGAGACAUGAUAAAGGGAUGAUGUGAAUCUGACAAACGAGCAUUGUAAGACUGUACGGUGUGUGGAAACAGAGUUGAAACAGUGCCGGCAGGUUCGGGGGCUUGAAGAUGCACUUGGAUUCAUCGUGCCCUGCGCUCAGGCGCUGGACGGUGCUGAGUCUGCACAUCGGAGCGUUGGAUGAUGAAGAUUGUAGCAUAGGGUGUGCGGUUUGGUCAUCGUGUGCAAGUGGGACUGCAGCGGUUCAUGAUCUGCAGCCCGUGUGAUGCUCUCGGUUAGAUCUAAGCUAGGUGAAGACUUUUCAAAAGUUUAUGUAGAGAGAUCGGAAAAAGAAAAGAAAAGUGUGGGAUUGCAGAGCACUGUGGUGGGGCUUAGGGGGUGGUGACGUUUGUCGGAUCGCUGUAUAGAGGUCGUAGCGAACAUUUAGCGAAGCAUCAAGGACAGACGUGGGAUGCUGGUCAACCUGCGUCGCUCAAGCAAGCCAUAUCGAUUUUGGGUCCCUGUAGUGUCGGAGGUUCUUUUGGUACUUGGAUCACUGGCUUUGGUGGCAUUUUGCAACCAGAUCGGUGUGAAGCCUGUAGAUGGAGUUGUACAGUUGGAGCUGCUUGUUGUUACGAGGGCGGGAGUGAGUGAGAGAGAGAGAGAGAGAGAGAGAGUUUUGAGUUCAGUUGUGAGUUGUUGUAAUUGGCGACUUGGUCACCUCAUCUAAGCUCACAGGAGCAGGUUUUGGGUGAAGCUGUUUAUGCUUGACUCUUCCGAAGGUGCGGCUGGCAGAGAGGAAGUUUUAGCCUCGGGUUCCUUCGUUCGUUCGAGUCUGCAUUUGCUCAAUAUUAGAAUUGGUGGAUAAGAGAUCGAAGAGGCGGAGAAAUUUUGUUGAGCUCGUGGUAGACCUUGUUAAUCGAUACUAUUUCGGAGAGUAGGAAUGACAUUCGACGUUGUCUUGGAGAUUGUGCCGGUGCUGCCGGACGUUGUACUUUGGAUACCCGGUGCGCAUUCAAGGGAGGGCUGCAAUGUUGCGAGCUGCUCGAUUACAGGAAAGCCCACAACCGCGGGUUGCAGACCUCUUUAGAAUCUGGUGGUAAUGGCUGCGUGGCCGGCAUAGCUGGGAAUACAUGUUCGUUUUGAGGAAGAUGAGGAAACGAUGACAGUCGCUUUUGCAGCUCCGGUGGCUAUGGAUAGACCCAGCAGGAAGAUGGUGGUGAAGAACGUGAUGGGGCGGCUCCUCCAAUGCGAGGAGAGCUACUCGGAGGCUUUCCUUGAGUCCGCCGAUGAGCAGUGCGAAGACGAAUUUGUCCUGAACUUGAAUCCUUUGCACAGCGUGAAGCCGCCGAGCGAGGUUUAUUCGUUUGAUCCGUCCGUCCUCUCCCCCAACAUAUCCCCCGCGUUGCAACGCAACGUGAGAGCAUGGCGCGACGCCACAGGAUUACCCACUACCAUCGUCAUUCGUUGCAAGGACCGCGUCUUCCAUCUUCACAAAUUCCCGGUCGUUUCUCGAAGUGGCUACUUGAAGAAACUGCUCAAGGACGCCAAAGAUGUUACCAUCCCCAGUCAUGUUCCUGGUGGGCCAGACAUUUUAGACUUAGCGUUCAAUUUCUGUUACGGCUCUAACAUCCUCAUGGAUCCCUCCAACAUCGCCGAGGUUUGUUGCGUGGCCGAGUAUUUGCAAAUGACCGAGGAUUAUGGCCAGGCUAAUCUUUUCGAGCGCAGCAUGCUCUACUUGACCCAAGUCACUUUACAGAACUGGGAUGAUACGCUUGUCGUCCUCCUCCAUUGUGAGAAUUUGGCCCCUUUCGCUGAGCAGCUGGGGAUCGUCCGACGGUGUCUCGACGCCAUGGCAUUUAUGGCGUGCAUGGAGUUCUUCGACCCAGUUGUGAAAAAAGCCUUCCCUACCAAGGCCGAGGAUCCUCAUCGCUGGACGACGAACAUGCGAGAAACCUCGUCUCUCCACUGGUGGAUACAGGACGUUGUGGCCAUCCCGUCCAACUUGUUUGUGAAAUUGGUGCUAGCAUUGCGCCGAGAGGGUAUGCAGGAGAAUCACGUCGGGCAGGUGAUCAUGGCAUUCGCCGAUCGGUGGAUCUUUGGCUCAAGAGCGGGCUCUCUCUUGGUGCAGAAGGGGAAUGACAAAUGUUGGGUACUGGAAUCGCAAGUAACGCCUGAAAUGCCUGUGCUGAUUGAGGCUGUGGUUCGCGUGCUGCCCUUGGAGCGGCACGUUGUCCCCAUUCGCUUCCUCUUCGGGCUGCUCCGGCGCGGACUCCGCUGCGCCUUGCACGAUGACUGCAGAAUCCAGCUCGAGACAAGAAUUGCAUUACAGUUCGAGCACGCGACGCUGCACGACGUUCUCCAACCAUGUAAAGAAGAGAAAGACGACAUCUAUAUUUUCAGGAACGAGAUUGAUUCCAUGGAAAGAAUCCUACAGCUCUUCCUUACAAGGUUCCGAGGGUAUGACGAGGGUAGACUGCCCGACAUGGCCAUUCUCUCGGCGGUCGAGAAGCUCUGGGACGAGUACCUUACAGAUAUUGCGUGCCAUUCGAGCUUAUCUCCCUCCAGAUUCGCAGAGCUUAUUGACAGGGUCCCCGCCUACAUGCGCGUGGUGCACGAUCAUGUGUACUGCGCCAUUCACGCAUACCUCAAGGCGCAUCCAAAUAUCACGCAUGAGGAACGGUUGCGCGUUUGUCGAAUCCUAAACUGCCAGAAACUGUCGCAAGAGAUGUGCACGCACGCUGUCCAGAACGAUUUGAUGCCGUUGCCACUCCUCGUGCAAGCAAUGUUCAUGCAGCAGCUGCAGACGCAGUCUGUGCUGACCUCGCAUAUCGAAUCCGCCUCGCACCCGUCACAAGCCGAACCCUACAGCCACAACCAUAAACGGUUCACCCUCCCGGAAAACACCUCCACGUUCUUCUAUCCCUCCGCGGAGAAUUCAGCUCGGCAUCACUCGUGCGAUUAUUCCCAAGACACAUUCCGGUCGGUGGAAUCCUCCUUCCGUGACAACCAUCUCUGCAUGAACGACCUCAUGACCGCUGCAUCUCAAAACAUCGUCGUGAAGGAGGAGGAUAGCACCAGCGCCCACAUGGUGCCGGUGUUACCCUCGAAGGUUGACUACCAGGCCACGGAGAGCAGGUUGAGGAGCUUGGAAGCUGAGCUGAGCAGCAUGGGCAAGGCGCUCUCACAGAACAUGGCUGAGCAGCAAAGCCAUGAGCUAUCCUGUCGGCAAGCAGCUUCGACAAGUUCCGGAGCUCAUCCCCUGAAAGCAUUCGUUAAUCCCAAGCCGGCGAAGAAAACCCCGCUGAAGAAGCCGAGGGCUCCUGAGGGAGUGGAAGUUGCGAUCUCGAAUUGUGGGCCCAUGGGGUGCAUGGCGCAGAUGAAGCCUGCUGAUCGAUCUAGUGGGCUGAUCGCCAAGGCUCUGCAGAAGCUAAGGAUUCGGGGCUUUGGCAAGUCGAAGGGGGCCGUGAAGCUCACCGAACCGGUGAUCAGUCCACCCAUCUUAGCGUCUGUCGAGAUAGCCUCUCUGAGGCAUUGUCCGAUGCGAGCGAUACUUCCCACGCAUGAACCACCCAUGUUCGAGUCUGAGAUGGGGCGGUACGUGGGGCGGACGAGUUCCAUGUCGCGGCCGGUGACAAGCCACGACAUGAGACUGCACCACGUCCGCCACAGGUCCUUGUCUUGAUCAAACCGGCGAGUUGAUGCCAUGUCGAUGCAAACAUCCAUGGCGUCUUCCUCACAUUCAAAUCCGAACCCCACUACUCGAUGCGGGCGAACAUUCAGCACCCUGACGCGGGUUGCAGGAUUCUUCGUACCCAGCUCGGAGUCGAAGCUCGAUCGAAAUCCAAGCUCCACCAUCCAGCUUCUUGAGCAUGAGUCUCCAUCUGUCGGCUUGCUCUCAUUUUACGUCUAGGUAUUGAUCGCGUCACUCGUCGAUCUCUAGGCCGCUGCAACACUGCACUUGUCGAGCAACUGCAUAACGUUGAGAUCGAUCAGAAAGGCCACUCUGAUCAAUUCGCUGAAGAGUGAUAUUUCCUUUACAGACGAGGCCGGCAAGUUGUGUAUGAAUGCUAGUUUGUGUCGACGAUGGCUGCUUGCAGCGCCGACUUUCCGGCUCCGUAACCUCACUGCAAAUGUGGGUGCCAGCAACACCACAUCGGAAUUGCACCGCAAUAGCUUGUUACCCUUUCUCGAGAGAUGCAGGGUUUGCAUGGUUUGCUUUGCUGAAUUUUUACCAGCGUAGACGAAACUUUUAACGUUGCAUCUUCUCCUCCCAUGAAACAAAAAUCAUUUAGGCCUCAAUAAAACUUUAACUGUACACACACCAUAUUCGUGAAACUUCUCUUCAUCUAUG